Knipowitschia caucasica is the source of this 207-nucleotide messenger RNA. The record is from the annotation of a GenBank genome assembly. Lineage: Eukaryota; Metazoa; Chordata; Actinopteri; Gobiiformes; Gobiidae.
AUGAUCCUGUCCAACUUCCUGCACGCGUAUGUGGUGGUGCAGGUGGAGAACCUGCUCGGGACAAUGUGCUUUCCUAAAGGGAAUGGAAAGUGGUGCGGCGUCAUGAGAGAGAGUUACGGCCUGAUAGCUUUGCUGCUAAUCUCCCAGUUUGGAGUUCCGGACUCUUCCUCUGUGGCUGCGGCUUCAUCUGUUUUGACAGCGGCGUGA